AUGGCUUCUUACUUUGAUGGCAAUAACACCUACGUCCCAGUGACGGAGGGCGAACCCUUCACUGAUCCUUCCUGGGACUUUAAUCCGUACAACGACUCGCCAUCCUUCACCUACGACUCGACUCCCCUCUUCUCAGAGGACUGGAAGCAGAUCCAGCAGCCUCAGCAGCAGCAGCAGCCAGAAUCAAACGAGCUGUCCAUCAAGGAGCAGCCGUCACAAGCGUCCAUCACACCACCGUCGACGAGCGACUUCCUACCGCCGGACGUCAAUGGACUGCCUUAUCCUUUACAGACUCAGCCAGCUGUCCCUGCAAUGGCCAUGAACACCUUGACCGAGUCGCAAAGACGGAAACUCCAAAGCAUUGCCAUGCCCGCUCACUUGCAGUAUCAGUCUCCCAAGAGCGAGCCCAGUCCCGAGUCGGCUUCCAAGUCGGCUUCCAUGUCACCUAGUGACGGAGGCUCUAAAUCCAAUUGCCGUAAGCGCAAGUCAUCAGUCGAGGACGACGACGAAGACGACGACGAUUUGGAUGGUCCACAUCCCGUGAAGAAGACAGCCCAUAACAUGAUCGAAAAGCGGUAUCGUACCAACUUGAAUGACAAGAUAGCUGCUCUUCGUGACAGCGUACCAAGCUUGCGCAUCAUGUCAAAAAGCUCCCGUGGCGAAGAUACCACAGCCGACAGGGAAGAACUACACGGUUUGACUCCUGCCCACAAGUUGAACAAGGCCACUGUGCUAAGCAAGGCAACCGAGUAUAUCCGCCAUCUGGAGAAGCGCAACGUUCGCUUGGCAGAUGAAAACAGUGCCAUGCAACAGCGAAUCGCCGCGUUCGAGAAAUUAUUCUUGUCCGGCGCUAUGAACGGUGCCAUCAGCCCAAUCCAGCAGGCACCUACUCCGGGCCAGUAUCCACGUGAUGCGGUGAGAAUGAACCGUUCACCACCCAUGCCCACGACCUCGGGCCCUCAUGCGGAACCUCAGGGCAUGAUGACUGUUCCCGAAGAUAUGAAGCGCAUUCUUGCCGCUCAAAUGGCUGUGGGACAGCCGUAUCCAGUUCCCCAACAGCCAUUCCGGAGACCCGACCCAGCCAUGGUGAGGCAGCAACAAAUCCAUCAACAGCAGCAGCAGAUGCAAGCUGGAGCGUGGCAAAAUACUGCUCCCUACUUUGGCAAGCUUAUGGUAGGCUCGCUGGCUGGGUUGAUGAUACUUGAGGCUGUUCGCGAGAAUGAAAAGAGCGACGACAGAAGCACUGCCCGCGGACUUUCUUCAUUGCCAUUCAACCUGCUCGGCUCACUCAUUUCAUCCUUGAACAUCGAUUUCAUGGGCUACCAUCUAGAUGCCGGGGAGAUUCUUACUUCUCUCAAGUAUGUAUUGGUGCUUUGUUGUCUUUGGUGGGCAAUCAUUCCAUCGCUAUUCAGGAAAAGCCCCCCAAAGCCGAAAACUUCCACCCAAGGUCCAAGCUCUCUUGGAGCCGCUCCUUCUCCAGCAUCGCCAAUUCAUGUUCGUCGGCAAGCCUGGCUCACCGCUAUCCAAAAUGUCUGGAUCCCUCGCCACAACUUCUUCCUUGAGGCUGCAGCACUCGGCCUAAAAACAAUGAAGCUUAGUCUGCGAAACCUCAUUGGCGUCAGCGGAUAUCAGAUGUUGACUGGCCUUUCGGAAGAGCAGGAAGCCGCUCGUGUCAAGGCCUGGUCUAUUGCUCUUGACGCACAGUUGGCUGGCGGUGAUGUGGAGAUCAACAAGAGCCGUCUGACACUCACUCUUGUUGCGUCUGGCACUUUGCCUGACACGCCCCUGCGACUCAUGCUCAAGGCACUUCAUAUUCGUAUCCUGCUGUGGGAAGUAGGCUUGACGGGUGUGCAGCUCGGCAUUUUUAAUACGAUAGCCUCAAAGAUGGCACGAUCUAAAUGGAACGAGGCUCGAGAUCUCCACCGCCUAUCAAAGCAGUUGCGCCGCGGAGGCAAUGAGCAAUAUGAGGACGAUCUGCCUGACCACCUCACCAUACUACUCGAGCAAGACGCUGAUGAGGUAUUCAACCAGAGUGUUGUCCAACGCGCUCACAAUCUGGCGUGGAACCGACCCACCGACCUUGAUGCUAUUGGUGUCACCGAUGGCAUGGACGCGGUGGUUGAGGAUACCGCUAUUCGUUCUCCGAUGGAUGCUGUGGCAGCUUGGUGGUCGACCUUGACUCUUCAGAGCGCCCUCACGAACAGCCUCUUGGUCAGAGAUGACGAAGAUGGCGAGAUCACACAAAAUGUUGAAGACGGUAUCAUGCUAGCCCUGAGAGUUGCUCCAGUCGGCUCAAUCGCACAAAAUCGUGCCCUCGUAGCUCGCGCUGUCCUCUUCAACGAGAAGCGCGGUGCCAAUAUUGCAGCCGUCAUCCAGGCUAUCGGCCCUUACACCGCAUCUCAGGACUGCUGUGGUGGCCACGACGACGAAGAGACGGCACCUGAUACUCCUAAUAUCGACAUUCCCGACUCCAUAUCAUCACAGGCCGAGGUAUAUAUGUCUCUUCAAUGCGCCAAGGCAAUUGCCCAUCUGCAACGAUACGCACCGCCUGAAGAGCCCACUAGCGUCUAUCCCAUUAUCGAGAAUGAGAUUGACGUGACAAAUGAAUUGUCGUUACUCGGCUACACUGCUGCCUUCACCUUGAUGAACCGUCUUGCUGGCCACGAAAUCGCCGCGGAGACCUGCAGCCGUGCUCUUGAGAAGCUCUCAGGUAAUCUGCGGAUAUGGAUAGGCAAGGACAGCUGGCUGGAUUCUGAAGUGAAGCAGGAGAUGGUGGAACGAUGCUUAGCCGUCACCCGUGGCAUGGUCGGGAUGGAUAUUGACACCGACACCGGCUACGGCAGCAUGAGCGACUCCGAAGUCGACCACGACGCUGGAUUCAGUAGCGACUCUGAACAAUUUUCAGUCUCUUCGGCCUCGGACUCUUGA
Messenger RNA from Pestalotiopsis fici W106-1, 2928 nucleotides. RefSeq lists its product as uncharacterized. Gene Ontology annotation, biological process: SREBP signaling pathway; positive regulation of transcription by RNA polymerase II. Gene Ontology annotation, molecular function: protein dimerization activity. The transcript has 2 exons. The coding region runs from base 1 to 2928 and encodes 975 amino acids. NCBI's taxonomy places the organism in Eukaryota, Fungi, Ascomycota, Sordariomycetes, Amphisphaeriales, Sporocadaceae. The record is from RefSeq and is a predicted model, not a curated record.